GCGGACAACAACGGACACGCUCCCGCUCGAGUCUCCGGCUUCCACCGCUCGCCUCGCCGCUGAUCUGACGUCCUCCCCGUCCCCCCCCACUAGCCAAAAAAAUCUACGCUUGUGAUAUUUAUAAUCCCCCCCCCCACACCCACCCCUUGGAGAUUGCACAUUUUUCCCCCUGUUUUGAUCACGCAUGCGUGGGAUUAUAUUUCGCACCGCGUCGACCUGAAAUGACUGCCGCUGGUCGCCGCGUCUAGCCAAUGGUUACUGCGGGGGCUCCUCGCUUGUGGAUUACCCGUCGUCGCCGAGCCAGUCGCAUGGUCGAGCCCGGAGGAGGCCCCGCUCUGCUGGGUGGAUGUGUGUGAGGCACCGCCGGACCGCGAGUGCUGGUGAACACGGUGAUAGUGGUGAUGAUGCUCGGGCUUCGUCGGCAGUGGGCGAACUGAUCUUGGAUGUUCGGGUCACAUCGCCCCCGACACACACACACUCACCUUUUCCUCACACGGAGAAACAUUGAAUUGCUUAAAAACUGGACGCCCCUGGAGCAGUUUAUGACGACCCUGGGAGGAGCGUGAUGAGCGCGCGCUUCCGCUUGCCUGCUGGCAGAUCCUACAAUGUCCGGGCGACGGAGCUGGAGCGAGACAGGCCGCACACACAGGUUGUGUGCAACAUACUGCUGCUGGACAACACUGUCCAGGCGUUCAAAGUCAGCAAGUCGGACCAUGGCCAGCUGCUGCUGGAUGCUGUCUUUAAGCACCUGGAGCUGACGGAGAGGGACUACUUCGGCCUGCACUUGACUGAUGACUCCUCAGAUACACCGCGCUGGCUCGAUCCCAACAAGCCCAUCAGGAAACAGUUAAAAAGAGGCUCUCCCCACAACUUGAGCUUCAGAGUCAAAUUCUUUGUGACAGACCCGGGAAAACUUCAGGAAGAAUACACACGAUAUCAAUAUUUUCUCCAGAUCAAGCAAGAUAUAUUAACUGGAAGAUUGCCCUGUCCACACAACACAGCCGCGCUGCUGGCGUCCUAUGCUGUUCAAUCUGAGAUAGGAGACUACAGUGAAGCGGAGCACAGUUCUGGCUAUCUGUCCGAAUACUGCUUCAUCCCCAACCCCCCACAAGACUUCCACAAAGAGGUCGCCAAACAUCACCAGCAGCACAGCGGUCUAUCUCCUGCCCAGUCAGAGUUUAAUUAUCUGAACACAGCACGCACGCUAGAGCUCUACGGGGUAGAGCUGCACUAUGCAAGGGACCAGAGCAACACAGAGAUUCUCAUCGGGGUGAUGUCCGCUGGCAUCGUGAUUUUCAAGAACAGGGUACGGAUCAACUAUUUCCCAUGGUUGAAAAUAGUGAAAAUCUCCUUCAAGUGCAAACAGUUCUUCGUCCAGCUGAGAAGAGAGGCGACCGAGACCCGUGAGACGCUGCUGGGUUUCAACAUGGUCAACUACCGGGCCUGUAAGAACCUGUGGAAGGCCUGCGUGGAGCACCACACGUUCUUCAGGCUGGAGCGGCCCAUCCCGCCACAGAAGAACUUCUUCGCUCACUACUUCACGCUGGGCUCAAAGUUCAGAUACUGCGGGCGGACAGAGGUGCAGUCUGUGCAGUAUGGGAAGGACAAGGGCAUCAAGGACAGAGUAUUUGCCAGUAGGUCUCCCAGCAAGCCACUGUCCAGAAGGUUGGUGGGCGGAAUGGACUGGGAGUCGGUCAGCAGGAACAGCCUAUCAGAUGAGAGACUGGAAACCCAGAGCCUGCCCACUCGCUCGCCGCCUGGGACGCCCAAUCAAAACUCACUGUUUGUCCAAGAUGGCACUCGGUUACGCCCCUCGUCUGUCGGACACCUGGUGGACCACGUGAUUCACGCCUCACCCAGCCUGCCGGUCUUCUCCUGUAAUCACAAGUCGGCGUCGUCCACGCAGGCCAACAGCAUCAGCCUGGACUCCACACCGUCUCCGGAGGGGCUAGACGGUCUGCCUCCAGCUCUGCCUCCCAAGCAGCUGAGCAGGAAGACCUUGAGCCAGAUCAUCCAGGCCCACUCUCAACAGAGCCUCCUGGACAACCACCUCAACGAGAUGUACGACGUCCCCGUCAACGCUGACAAGACAACGCUGAAUGGAGUCGUCCCUCAUGAUAAUUUGGUCCUAAUCAAGAUGAGACCCGAUGAGCACGGACGAUUCGGCUUCAAUGUGAAGGGUGGAGCUGACCAGAAGAUGCCUAUCAUCGUGUCGAGAGUAGCUCCGGGAACACCAGCGGACCUCUGUGUGCCCCGCCUCAACGAGGGCGACCAGGUGGUCCUGAUCAACGGGCGGGACAUCUCCGACCACACCCACGACCAGGUGGUCAUGUUCAUCAAGGCCAGCUGUGAGAGCCACUCUGGGGAGCUCAUCCUAUUGGUCAGACCAAACUCCAUCUAUGACGUGGUGGAGGAGAAGGCGGAUUCGGAGCCAGAUUUCCAGUACAUCCCUGAGAAGACCCCUCAGGACCCCACCCAGCUCGACCAGCAUGCUCUGAGGGACUCCAUGGUAGCACUGAAGGACGGCCUGAGCGGUGGAGCCAUACUGGCCCAGUUUGAUCAACUGUACAGGAAGAGGCCGGGGAUGACAAUGCUGUGUGCCAAAUUACCUCAGAACGUUUCCAAAAACCGCUACAGAGACAUCUCUCCUUACGAUGCCACCCGGGUCAUUCUGAAAAACGCAGAUGACUACAUCAAUGCAAAUUACAUCAAUAUGGAGAUUCCAGCCUCCAGUUUGAUAAACCGCUACAUAGCAUGCCAGGGCCCACUGCCCAACACCUGCCCUGACUUCUGGCAAAUGACCUGGGAACAAGGCUCAUCCAUGGUGGUCAUGCUGACUACGCAGGUCGAGAGGGGACGGGUAAAGUGUCAUCAGUACUGGCCCAACCCCGACAGCACCACCACCUACGGAAACUUCACAGUCACGUGUCACAACGAGGAGGGCAACUCCGCCUUCCUGGUCCGAGAGAUGACUCUUACCAACACGGAGAGCGAGGAGGAGAGGGAGCUGACUCAGAUCCAGUACCUGGCCUGGCCUGACCACGGCGUCCCCGAUGAUUCCACUGACUUCCUGGACUUCGUGUCGCUGGUGCGGACUAAACGUGCUGGACAGGACCAGCCCAUGGUCGUGCACUGCAGUGCUGGAAUCGGUCGGACGGGGGUUCUCAUCACCAUGGAGACGGCAUUGUGUCUAAUGGAGUGCGGUCAACCAGUGUACCCAGUAGACAUCGUCAGGACUAUGAGAGACCAGAGGGCCAUGAUGAUACAAACACCGAGUCAGUACCGCUUUGUGUGCGAGGCCAUCCUGAAGGUCUACGAGGAAGGUCUGGUCAAACCACUCAUGACCGCCGUCUACCUGCAGAGAGAGAGGGUGACUGACGAGAGGGGGGGGGAGCAGCAGAGAGCGGCGGAGGAGAUGGACGAGACGGCGGCGACGGAGGAGGACGAGGCGGCCGGGGUGGAGCUGCUGGAGGGAGAGCUGGACGAAGAGGACGACGAUGACGAGGAGGUGGAGGUGCUGGACGUGGGUGAAGUGACAGAGGAUGGGGAGGAGGAGGAGGAGGAGGAAGAGGAGGAGGAAUUGGAGGAGCCGAGCGUUGCGAGCGCCACCAGCGUGACCAGCGAGACCAGCGCGAACCCUGACGCCUAUCCUGCUAACCUGUGACGUUCUGACCUCCAGGGGGCGCCAGGGGGUCACCAGGCGUGCAGGUGGUCGGAGUGGAGAACAAAAAGCACUGUUGCACUUUAUGCUGAUUUAAAAUGAACAACAACAACAACAAAAAAAAGGACAAACAAACAAAACGUGAAAAUCAUGGACAUGUUAGAAUUUUUAAAAAAAGAAAUCCAGCUGUGUUGACUAGGUACCAUUAGGGAAUAUUGUCUGUUCAGGGUAUGGAAAAAAAAAAGUAAACAAAGAACGAGAAGGUAAAAGUACGAUAGAGUAAAAUGUGGACGGGGAGUUGCUGUAGUGCCAUAAGUAUGAAGGGGAAGGGCCGCCCCCCCCCCAUGGAUGGAAGCCCCCCCCCCCCUGCCCGUUUCUCCUCUUUCAUUUGUUCCUCAAGGGUCGCCCUGUCCCCUUCUCAGCGAGUCUGCCAGACGGACCUGCCUUUUUUUUUUAGUGUCCUUUUAGCUGAUGAAGAGAUAUACCUUAUCUUUUGUUCUUCAGAAAGAGUAUUUAUUGUGUUUUAGUUUGUGUCAAACCCUGUCCACUGAACAAAAAAAGUUGUAUGUUUUGUUUGUACGAGUCUACGGCUUCACGCUUUUUCCUGAUUAAAUCUUAGGUAGUAAAGUGAUUCCUCUUCUUCUAACUACUUUAUUUUUACUUUUUUUGUGGAGAAAAAACAACAGUGAUUUAAUUUAUUGUACUAUUGUUUUUUUUUUAAGCUUUCUCUGUUCUUAGUUUCGGACGGACCUCGUUUCUCACCUCUCGUGGGGCCGAGUCAGAUCCCUGGUUCGCUUUGUGCUGUGUUUCGAGCGGACUGCCUCGCGUGUGCUCUGAAGUGGCCGGUGUUUGAUGCGGUGAGGAGUAGAGCUGGUUUACAAUCCUCAGGGCCCGUGUCUCCUGGGUGCCUCUGAGCCGGACAUCUUUCAAAUUUUGAGCAUCGAUUGUUUACUUCAUGAUAUCUAAGAUUGAACCUCUUUGGUGUUAACACAAGAUGGUGUCUCCCAGAGAGAGAGGCCCCAGCAGACACGUGGUCGCACUGAGAUACAAUCUAAGCUAUUUUCCUGAUUAAGCUAAGAAACGAUGCUGAGGUCAGUUCUUUCUUCAAAAUCCAUCCCCAGAGUUUUCUUGGUGGAGCUGACAGGGAACUGAUCUCAACCUUUUGUGUGGCAGAACCUGAAACCUUAGCGGCUCCCUCCAUUGGCCUCCCCUUCCUUUUUUUAUUUUUCCACAUUCAGAAACCAUGACUUUUGAAACCUGUAGAGCGGAGCAAACCCACAGACCUGCUCCCGCUGAUGACUCACUGCUCUCUACGAGCCAUUGUCAUUAAACCCAGUGAGACUAACUAUUUGUUUAAUGUCCCAAUGGAGUACAGUUUUUUGCUAGGCUCCACUGGGGGGGGGGGGGGGGGGUGAGGUCAACGUGGCGGAGCUCACAACCGAAUCUGAUCUCAACGUUUGUGUGUGUGUGUGUGUGUGUGUGCCACGGAACAGUGGACGGUUCAAAGAAGCAGCACAAACGGAUCAGUUACCCAGUACUUUGAUUUUAAAUACUGAUCUUUCACAGUGGUACUUCAUCAGUUUCAAGGUACAUGUUGUUUUUAGACGAACGACGUGUUAUGAUUGAUAAGUGACGACUUGUAUUUCUAAUUCACAGAACCCAGCAUCCAGUUGCUCGUUGAGUCUUUUUCUUAAUCGUCUUAGGACGGGUUGAGCUGUCAAUGUGUUUUAACGAGAUGGAUUGGAGUUUGAGCCUCUUGAUAACUGGAGAUAUUUUUUCUUAUCCACUGCUUCAGUUCCUGCUGUCAUUGGCUCCUACAAUGGACUCUGCUGGAAAAACCUACUGCUGUGUGAGUGUGCGCGUGUGUGUGUGUGUGUGUGUGUGUGCGUGUGAGUGCGUAUUCAACCUCUCCCUCUCUUUCUCUGCCAUUCAUGAAAUAUAGUUUAUCCGCUGUCUGGUCUACGCCUGCUUGUUCGUUAACUGGAAUGAAAGGUUGUGCCAUAAAGCCAUAAACCUAAACUAAACCUGAUCUCAAGUUUUUUAAGAGCCUCGGCGAAGAGUCAUAUCUUGUUUGAGCCUAAAUUUCAAAACUGUGCUCGUACCUCCCCCCCUUUUUAAACCAGCUGAGUCCUGCUUCUGCCACAAGUCGAGGUGGGAACAAGAGCAUCUAAAGCUGCUUUCCCUCUAUUUUCAAAAAGAAUCCUCUCCUGUAUUGCGACACUCUCCAAAAAACAAAAACUCCCCCUCGGUCAACAUCAGUCAUUUUUGCACAGCCCACUCAACAUCCACGGUCCAUUCUUCUCAUUGUGUACCGUCCCCCCCCCCCCACGCCCCCCAGAUGCCACUCUCUCUGUUUUUGGAUCAUUAUACACGGAUCCCACUCUCUGCACGGCCUCCAGGCGAGUGACACAUCUGAGCAGAUGAGCACGGGGUACAGUAGAAGCAGUUUCAAGCAGCUCGUCUUCCACAGGAGGACAAGCUGAGGCUAAUGGCUAAAUAACUGGUUCUUCAUCGCAGAUCGCUACGUGCCAGAGCUUUUAAUCGAAAGAACAAAAACAAAAAAAAAACGAUUUGGCCUCUAGUGGCUCAAUUCCAUCAGUUGUUUUUUUUUUGUUGGUACCCGGAGACUGGGCUGAUCGAAUCAGAAUCAAUCCACUCUUCAGUUACAGCUCAGAAGAAUUGGCACCGCAGUGAAAAAGUUCUUAAUGGAUGAGUCGGGGCGGCUAGAUUUUCCAUCUGCACAAAAUGUCCAACAAUGAGGCGUCUGUGUUCAAGGUGUUUGGAUGUUGACUCAUCCUCGGUACUGUCUGUGCGUUUAGGGUACUGAUCAAAUGUAGUUUUGGAGGGUACCGGACACGGGAAGGGCUCGGUUGGGUUAGUUGUAUUUUUGUAAAGAUGAAAAAAACAAACAGUUCUAGUCGGGUAGGGAAAGGACAGCACUUUGUAGGAGGCUAAGUGGCAGGUAGUGCUACUGAAAUAAACCAGAAAAAAUUACAAAAAAGUUGGAGACAUAAAGCAUUGUUAAAAUGAGUUGUUGAUGAGUUUUUUUUUUUCUUUUAAUUUAUCAUUUUUCUUUUGUUUUGAAAAUAAAGACACCUGUAGGGAAGCAGUAAAAGAACUCCUAACUACACAGUGCCACUUGUUAAUUUUGUGUAAAUAAUACUAGAUGUAAAUACAAUGUUGUAUAUGAAAAAAAAAUCUUUAAAAUAAAAGGGAAAAUCAUUUGUGAGCAGAAAGAAUUUUUUUUUUAUUUGAUUUUUGGAUUUUGUUUUUUCUCCCCAUCUCCCUUUUUGAAUGAUUCAAAUGUGACACAAAAUGCUGUGUGUUUGAAGACUGCUAUUUCAAAACAAUCUUCUGUUUUAUUUGAAACAAUCUAUAACAGCGAGUGUAUAUAUAAUGGAACACAGAAUAAUGAGAAAUGUUUUACCGUAUUAUACCUUUGGUUUAACUCCUUACCUGUGUCAUAAAAUCCUUUGUCCUCA
Platichthys flesus (European flounder) is the source of this 7143-nucleotide messenger RNA. It is a transcript of the gene ptpn4a, whose product is annotated as protein tyrosine phosphatase non-receptor type 4a. The record is from RefSeq and is a predicted model, not a curated record. Lineage: Eukaryota; Metazoa; Chordata; Actinopteri; Pleuronectiformes; Pleuronectidae. The transcript has 27 exons. Gene Ontology annotation, cellular component: cytoskeleton; cytoplasmic side of plasma membrane; cytoplasm. Gene Ontology annotation, biological process: protein dephosphorylation. The coding region runs from base 566 to 3664 and encodes 1032 amino acids. Gene Ontology annotation, molecular function: protein tyrosine phosphatase activity; cytoskeletal protein binding.